Messenger RNA from Lethenteron reissneri (Far Eastern brook lamprey), 4384 nucleotides. Its product is annotated as furin-like. Lineage: Eukaryota; Metazoa; Chordata; Hyperoartia; Petromyzontiformes; Petromyzontidae. Gene Ontology annotation, cellular component: Golgi membrane; trans-Golgi network. The record is from RefSeq and is a predicted model, not a curated record. Gene Ontology annotation, biological process: peptide hormone processing. Gene Ontology annotation, molecular function: serine-type endopeptidase activity.
GCGCCUCCCACCGCCUCCACACCUCGCAACAUUCACCCACUCGCUCCGCUCGCUGAGCUAGAGACCAAACUUUGCUCGCUUGGCAAGGAGCGCCCGGCUAGUUGUUCUGUGUGUCUUGUUGUAAACCCGUGGCUCCGACGCUGUCCGCAACAGCUACGAAGAUGUCCCCGUCGUCGCCGCCGCCGCCGCAGGUCACUCGGAAGCAGAAGUUUGCAGCGUGUUAGACGGGGCGGUGAGAAGUUACAGGUGGGGGGGAGGCGAGAACAAGAGACAACACAAGAGAAGACGCAUCCACGGCAACCAAAGCCUUCGUUGUUUUGUUGUUGUACACCUGAGAUCAGCGAGAGCAGUUGCGGCAAUCCGACUAACGACGGCAACAAGCGCGCUGGGGUGGCGUAACCUGGGCUUGGUAUCGAACCGGAAUUCCGAUGGUUCUCAGGGAUAUGUCGUUGAUGCUGCUGCUGCUGUUGCUGCUGUUCUGCGCCACGGGACGGGAUGCUGCAGCGGGCCCAGCUGAGUUCACCAACACCUGGGCUGCACAGGUGCGCGGUGGCCCCAAGGCAGCCGUGGAGUUGGCUGAGCGACACGGACUCACUUACUUGGGCCAGAUUUUCGAAGACUACCAUCACUUUCGACACCACGCCGUGCAGAAACGCUCGCUGAGCCGGCACGAGAGUCUGCACACGAGGCUGCGGCAAGACACAGAGGUGAGCUGGGUGGAGCAGCAGGUGGUGAAGGUGCGGCGGAGGAAGGAGGUUGUGACGGAGCCCACGGACCCUGAAUAUGCAGAGCAGUGGUACCUGGAAAACCAGGAGCACCACGACCUGAACGUGGUGUCGGCCUGGUCGCUCGGCUACACAGGCCGUGGCUCCAUCGUCUCCAUCCUGGAUGACGGCAUCGAGAAAGACCACCCAGACCUCGCGGCCAACUAUGAUCCAAACGCCAGCUUUGACAUCAACGACAAUGAUCCCGAUCCUCAGCCUCGCUACACUCCGUACAACGACAACCGGCACGGGACGCGGUGUGCCGGCGAGGUGGCAGCAGCCGCUAACAAUAACGUCUGCGGAGUGGGAAUCGCCUACAAUGCCAAAAUUGGAGGCGUGCGCAUGCUGGACGGAGACGUGACGGACGCGGUGGAGGCCAGCUCGCUGAGCCUGCGGCCCCAGCACAUCCACAUCUACAGCGCCAGCUGGGGCCCCGAGGAUGAUGGCAAGACAGUGGACGGGCCCGCCAGCCUCGCCCGUGCAGCCUUCCAGAAGGGAGUCGCCGAGGGCCGAGGCGGGCUCGGCUCCAUCUUCGUGUGGGCCUCUGGGAACGGGGGGCGCGAUGAGGACAGCUGCAAUUGCGACGGCUACACCAACAGCGUGUACACGCUGUCGAUCAGCAGCGCCACGCAGUCGGGCAACGUGCCCUGGUACAGCGAGGCCUGCUCGUCCACGCUCGCCACCACCUACAGCAGCGGCAGCCUCGGCCAGAAGCAGAUCGUGACCACGGACCUCCGCAUGCGCUGCACAUCGAGCCACACAGGCACGUCGGCCUCGGCACCCCUCGCCGCCGGCAUCAUCGCUCUUGUCCUGGAGGCCAACCCCAAGCUGACGUGGAGAGAUAUGCAGCACCUGGUCGUGAGGACCUCCAACCCAGCGUUCCUCUCCGCGAGGGACUGGGUCACCAAUGGCGUUGGCCGCAAAGUGAGCCACUCGUACGGAUAUGGGCUGCUCGAUGCAGGGACCAUGGUUUCGUUGGCCACAAAUUGGACGACGGUGGGACCUCAGAGGAUCUGUUCCAUCGACCUCAGCAGCGAUCACAAGAGCAUCUCGGACCGGCUGGUGGUGAAGCAGGUGGUGGACGCAUGCAGGGGCACGAAGGACCACGUCACCUCGCUGGAGCACGUGCAGGCCAAGAUCUCCCUGACGUUCAACCGGAGGGGAGACCUCACCAUCUACCUCACCAGCCCCGCAGGCACUCGCUCCACCCUGCUCGCCCCCCGGCCCCACGACUUCUCCUCCGAGGGCUUUGAUGGCUGGGCCUUCAUGACCACCCACUCGUGGGACGAGGACCCCGCCGGGGAGUGGACCCUGGAGAUCGACAAGGGCUCGUCCCACAACUACGGGACACUCAUAAACUUCACCCUGGUGCUGUACGGAACGGCAAGCGGCGGUGACGACAUAGCAGCGACUACCCCGGCACGGACGCCUGGGCCUGCAGCCCAGCCUACGAGCGAGACCACAGCCCGACCCACGGGGGCAUCGCCGUCAACGACCACCCCCUCGUCCUCGGCCACCCCUUCGCCUACACCGAGAGCCGCCUGCCGGCAAUGGGAUGACAAAGAGAAUUGCGUCGCGUGCGACCCUGCGCUACUGCUGCACCAGGGCGCCUGCGUCUGGGAGUGCCCCGCCGGGUUUUUCGCAAGCGCCGCCUGCCUCCCGUGCCACGCCUCGUGUGCCCAGUGCGGCGGCCACUCCGACAGCGACUGCCUGAGCUGCCCGCCCGGCUCCGAGCUCGUCUCCGGAGAGCAGCGCUGCGCUACCCUGCCGGACGCCGCCACCGAAAAGCGGACCCCGAGCGCCGCGACUCUUUCACCGAUGACGGCGCCGAACGGCACUCCCGCUCUCACCGCCGCGCCGCCGCCGCCGCCGGGUCCCAACAACAACAACUCGAGGAUCGUGCCCGCUGCGAGCGUCGCGGGUGGCACCACGCGAGGCGGAGGGAGCGAUGUCAUCGGCGUGGCCGAAGAGAAGAAGCUCAAGGGGGUGGGCACGGGCGACGGCACGAAGGCGUUCUCGGCGCUGCUCACAGGGCUCGUGGUGUGCGGGGUCAUGGCCGUGCUCUUCUGCGUGGUCUUCGGCGGGCUCCAACUCGCCGCCGCCCUGCGUGGCAAGCGGCCCGCGUACGACGCCGUGAGCCCCCGCGCCGAGGAGGACGAGGAGGAGACGUCCUACUCGCCGCGUCAGGACGAGGCGGAGAGCGAGGACGAAGGUCCCACGGGGGAGACGAAGAAGUUCAUCUCUGCCGAAGCCGGCGUCGGGAGAAUACACCCGAAGUAGCGGAAUGAGCGGUGAACCUGGAAUGAGCCUGGAAGCCACUGUUUGGUGAUGUUGGGGCAGCUGCAGGGACCACGUCUUCACAUGCCACUGUCUGAUAGAAAUGUACACUGUUGUCAGAGUUAGAGGGUUUUUUGUAAAGUGUGCAACAACUGAAAGGGACCUUUUUAUGCAUUUAUCUGAAUGUAUGAAUUCUAGUGUCACGUCUUGGUUGACACCGUGUUUUAUUCCUGGCCUUUAUGUUGUUGUACGGUUUAAUAUUACAAUGGCAAUGCGAGUUGCAAACGUAUGCUCUCUCAUACACGUAUAUAUAUGUGAGGGAUGGUGUGAAGGUUUUGAGAAUUGGAAAUUAUUAUACCGUUAAUUUUAAUUUUGAGUUUUAAUCUACAGAUAAAGUCUGCACCCCUAAAUCAUUCACAGCAAUGAGGGAAGCAUCUCUCUGUUGAUGGGCACGAGCCAGUGUGAGACACAUUACUGUGGCGGUUACAAGUCUACACGUAGCGUUAAGUAAUACGACUCAUGUCGUAAAAUGUACUGACGUCAGGGAUUUCACUAUUUAAGACAUGAGCCUCUGUAUCCAACAAAAUAUUCUCAAAACAGUGUUUAAUAUGCUUUUUACUGUAAAUUGUGAUUCAAGUGCAGAAACAAAAAGUAUGUCACCCCAAGUAAUGUUUCAGCACUUAAAAAAGACCAAAAAUAAAACCCAUAGUACUUAUUGUAUUGUCAGGAAUUGAAUGUAUACUUCUUGUAGGUACUACGAAACACAAAUCAGAAAUUAUAAUUUUGCAGGGAUUUUAAUUUUUAUUAAAAUGCAGCUCUUCUCGUAGCAUGAGCGUGUUGUUUGGCCAUUUUACCUCUUUUAUUUUUCCACUGCAAUAGCGGGCUGCGACGUGAGUCAGGAGGUACUGAGUUUGUUUUUCCACUGCAGAACCCAAGCCAUGCUGCCCACAUCACACACUAUGAACGUACGUCGUGUCAGUCCAUGUACCGAUUGAUGCAAUGUGCGCAACGUGUGAUGAAAAUCAUUAACCCUGGCCCUGCUUGGCCCCAAGCAAGAUUCAGAUUGCUUCAUGGUUUGUUUCUGGCUCGGCGACAAGUCGGUGGAAAAAGGGUAUUUCGUCGCACUUGUCUGGUGGAGUCUAGCUUCAGAUGAAACGGUGAGCGAUUUAAAUCUGCCACUGCCAACGUGGUGCAACAUGGUUCUUUGUUGUACAGUACUGUAAUAAUUUUAAGACAACACUGAAAUGUAUACUUAAGUGCAAAUUGAUUGCCGAAGUCGUUUUUCAUUUUAAAAGUCCAAUUACUGUGUAAUAGUGCAGAAAUGUGAUGUUAUGUAGUUUUUU